Messenger RNA from Amphimedon queenslandica, 791 nucleotides. RefSeq lists its product as uncharacterized. The transcript has 4 exons. The record is from RefSeq and is a predicted model, not a curated record. NCBI's taxonomy places the organism in Eukaryota, Metazoa, Porifera, Demospongiae, Haplosclerida, Niphatidae. The coding region runs from base 140 to 760 and encodes 206 amino acids.
CCUCCAGGUGGAUAUUGAUGGUCACCCGUACCCAGUGAAGUACCAGGAGAGUAUACUGAAGCACUUAAGAACAGGUACUAACGCCCACUCACUAUCAGCUGAUAGACCCACUGAUGAUACUGAGGACUAUGAUGAAUAUAUGAGGAAACACUUUGCACAGUUUGAUAAAGAACGGAAAACCUUUCAAGAGAGGAACAGGAGAUCAACCCAACCCAUUGCCAUGCCCACCGAGAGUGACGUAACACCUUCCUUAUUAGGAGUUGUGGCUCCACCCACUAACACAAGUACUAACGAUACGGCACAAGAUAACAGUGCUCCUGAUGAAGUGGUUGAUAUUAUUGAAGGAGAUGGUGGAGAUCAGAACAUUCAGAACAUGCUCUCGUCCAUUGUCUAUUCACUGGGGCUGGACGAGAGUGAGACACUGGUUGCCAUUAGCAACUGGCACAAGAGGCACAUUCUACCAACAAUUGACUCUGCAACCAUCAGUUCAGAGCAGGCCAGGUUGUAUGAGUUACGGUCACUGGAGAAUGAAUGGAUAGAAACUGAAUCAAAUAAAAUAAUACAAUUACCAACACCAGUUCCUUCCCCUCCGACUCCAGAGGGUCGGUCAUUGAGAAGUGGUCGUACAAUAGACACUAGGGAGUUCAGUGGAUAUUAUGAAUAUGAGGAGGGGGAGAGGGGAGGGGCCAGUCCUCCUGUCCAUGAGGGGGAUAGUGACAGUGACGCUCUCAUUGAUGAGGGGUGGGACACUGGGAGGUAACCAUUAGGAUUAUUAAUUGAAUUAAUUAAUU